AUGGGUCAAAAAAUAUAUCCUUUAAUAUUUAGAAGUUUAGUAUAUAAAAAUUAUAUAAAUAAUUUUUAUAUUAAUAUAGUUAAUAAUAAAUAUUAUUUAAUUAAUAUUUUAUUAAUUUAUUUUUUAUAUUAUAAUUUAUAUAGUAUAAAUAGUUAUAAAAAUUAUAAUUAUUUUGAUAUUUGUAUAAGUUUUAAUAUUAAUAAAUUUAUAAUUACAUUUUUAUAUUAUAAUAAUAUAAAAUAUAAUAUUUAUAAUUUGAAAUAUAUUUUUAUUUUAUUAAAUUAUUUUAAUUAUUAUUAUUAUAAAUAUUAUAGUUAUAUAUGUUAUUUAAAAAUAAAAUAUAUUAAUAUAAUCAAUGUUAAUAUGAUAAUGUUUUAUGUAAAACAAUAUUAUAUAAAAUAUAAAUCUUUAAAAUUAAUAUUUAAUUAUUUAUAUAGUGAUAUAUUAAAAAAAUAUAAUUAUAAUAUAAAAGGAUUAAAAAUUAAAUUUUCAGGAUGUUUUAAAAAUAGUUUAAAAACUAAAACUGAAAUAUAUACAUAUGGAAUCAUAUCAUUAAGUACAUUAUGUAGUAAUAUUAAAUAUUUUAAUGAUAUUAUAAAGACUAAGUAUGGUAUUUUAAGUAUAAAAAUUUGGAUAAAUAAUUAA
Messenger RNA from Plasmodium knowlesi strain H, 645 nucleotides. The record is from the annotation of a RefSeq genome assembly. NCBI's taxonomy places the organism in Eukaryota, Apicomplexa, Aconoidasida, Haemosporida, Plasmodiidae.